Pocillopora meandrina is the source of this 903-nucleotide messenger RNA. The record is from the annotation of a GenBank genome assembly. NCBI's taxonomy places the organism in Eukaryota, Metazoa, Cnidaria, Anthozoa, Scleractinia, Pocilloporidae.
AUGUACAUCGUGGUUGGUGCAGUUCCCUCUACAGUAGGUGGAGACUCCGAGGCACGAUGGUUCGGCGAAGAAGGUUUCAGUGAUUAUAAGGUUGAGAAUGGUUUCCCUGUGAACUUUCCAAAAUACCUAUGGACCGCAGCCUGCUGUACUUAUGAGCGCAAGGAUGACCGAGGGAACUUGUUGCAUGAGAUAAUAAACACGACCUUCGAUAGAAUAAAUGACCCUGGAGAUUCUCCAUGUGAAAAGAGGAAUAUAUCUGUACUGAAUCAAUAUUUGUCCGAAAAUAUUAAGGGGAUUGUAGACCUAUUUCCAAACAAUCCUCAGUGCUACAGUAAGAAAAACUACAUCCCUUUACAAUGUUAGGGAGCCAAUGUUGAGAUGUCGAUCUUCCACCCCAGUUAACCAGGCUCCUUGAGCACGGUUGAAAAAACUUCAAACAUAUUCUCAGAAAUACAAUGUGAUGUUUUUCGUGGACGACGAAUUGUAAUUUACAGGCCAUUCAAUUUUGUCGAGGCGCUACUCUUGGGCUGAUAAAUAUGCUAAUCAGAGGUCAUGGGUUCAAAUCCCGUACAGGCCUAAUUUUUUUUCAGGCCUUAUUUUCACUACUGCUUAAGUAGUGUUCAUUAUUGCGAAGAUCGCUUUCAUAAUUAAAUAUGCUAAUGUCGUUAAUAGAUCUUUUGUACGGAACCAUUAGUUAGAGCGCAUUUCUAACGAGUGACGUCAAACCAAAACCACGUACGAUAAUCACAGUGGCCCAUCAGAGAUUAGGAAAAUAUGGGAACUCAAAAAAAAAACUUGAGAAAAUUUUCACUCAUUCAUUGGGAUGAAUUUUAAAGUUGUACUCAUUUUCCAGCCUCCGGAGACGAUAUUCACUUUGAUCGAGAUCCUGACCCGAUCGAAUAA